GAUUCGUGGCCCGUCUACCCAAAUCUUAGCGUGUGCCCUUACCCUGACUGGGCUUCUACGAUAUACAGGACAGUGAACUAUUCAGCUUAUAUUUCACUCUAUCUGGCCUUCUCGGCUACAGCACUUUGUUUGAGUCCCCUUAGAACAAGUCUGUCCAACUGGAGGCCCACGGGUAAUAAGUUGGACACCACUCCCUUUACUGUAUAUCCCCAUAGCUCUUAUGAUCCAGUCAGUUUAUUCUCUGGAAACACCAUAGUAUGUCUGCAUGGCAACCUAUGCUGCAUUUCUUAUAUACAGCAGUUCCAUGUCAGGUCUGCCUUUGGCUGUCCACUCCUAAGGGGAACUUGCUGGUAUUUUAGGGUUUGGUGGUACUUAUAUGGUUACUGGGGAGACUGUAAUUAAAGCAGUGGAAAUGUAAAUCUACUAGCUUUUGACACAUUCCAUAUUAAAGAGACUGCCUCCUCGCCGGCUUCCGUAAUCAAGUAACCGUGGAGACGGGACGCAUUCCAUAGACUCGCGUCGGGUUCUACAAUGGACUGCACCAUGUUGUUGAACCCGCUGGCUGUGGAAAAGGAGAGGCCCGUGGUAGAGCCAGCGUCAUGCGAAGAGUCCCUGUGGGAGAGUGAGCGAUUAUCCCAGGUACCUUUCCGGGUUUUUAGAGGACAUAAAGGCGCUGUGAACUCCUGUCAUUUUUGCUUUGAGGAUACAAAAAUAUUAUCAUGCUCACAUGACGCAACAGCAAGACUUUGGGAUGUUUCCAGAUGUGAUCCCGUGCAUGUAUUUGGAGAUGAACACCAGGCUCCCAUUUCUGAAUGUAAUCUUACCUCUGAUAACAAAAGGAUGGUGACAUCAUCUUAUGAUAAAACCAUAAAGUUGUGGGACAUGGAGUGUGGCCAAGUGAUUUGGUCUGUUAGCCUGGAAGGCCUUGUCAACUCAUGUAAUAUUUCUUCUGAUGGAAAGCUUGUACUCUGUGCUUUGGAUGUGGAAAACUCUUUGUAUAUCAUCGAUUCUGCAACAGCCUCAAAGGUUGCAUUUAUAAAAGAUCAGCACCUGAGCACCAUAACAAGAUGCUGCUUUGAUCCAGAGAUUCAGAGAGUGUGUUCAGUAUCCUCUGACAGAACUAUAAAGCUAUGGGAUAUUAAAGCUCAGCAUGCCACCAUUACAAUAAGAAAUGCACACUCCAAUGUCAUUUCAGACUGCAACUUUACUUCGAAUGGCCAUUUUUUAUGCACAGCAUCUUGGGACAAAAGUUUAAAACUCUGGGAUAUCAAUGCUGGACAGUUUCGCCAUCACCGACCUGAUGUUCUUCAUAAAGUGCAUAAAGGAUCUGUUAGUUCCUGUGCAUUUUCAGAUGACAUGUCUGUCAUUGUAUCUGGUGGCUAUGACAAAGCUGUAGUCCUCUGGGAUGUAAUUGCAGCAUCUAAGAAACUCGUCUUAAAGGGGCAUGAAGAUUGGGUGCUGGAUGUGUCACUGAGCUCCAACAAGAAGUGGAUUGUUUCUUCCUCAAAGGACUCUACUCUGAGAUUGUGGAAUAUAGAAAACUAUGAAAAGAUUCCUGCAGUUACAGAAAACUUCAGAGCAUGUGGUUCAGCAGUGGCUCAGUGUGAAGAAUGUAAGAAGCCAUUUUCUAUCAUGAACUGGGAUAAUCCUGACUUGCUGAACAGAUGUGUUUUCUGCCGCCUUGCAUCACCUUCAAGAACUCUGUGUCCUUUACCCUCCAUCCCAGAUCCUGAAGACUAAACUAAGCAAAUCACGGGAAACUUAUAGAAAAUCCAGCUGAAAGAAAGGCUGCAUUCAUUGGCCUUGGGCAGAACUGCAUAGGGCUGUGAUGUUACGUAUUCACUGUAUUAGCAGUGAACAAAUACUAAUACAGUAGAACACCCAUUUUACGUUUUCCAGGGGACCAGAAAAAAAAUGGUGUAAAAUCCAGGAGAAUGUAAAAUCAGGGAAAUGUAUAAUGCAUAAUAUAUAGGUGGGACCAGAAAACAACAUUAUAAAAUAAGGGAAAACUUAAAAUCAAGGGAUGUAAAAUUGAGGUUUCACUCUAUCAUGAAUUGAAAAAAAGAAGCGUAAAUUCAAAAAUGCUCUACUCUGUGCCCCCCUGGGAAUUCAAUCACAAACGUGUUUCAGCCUAGGCAACGUUAGCAGUUAAAUUAAUUUGGGGGGCUAACCUACUUGCCACUCCAAGUGAAUUAUGUAGACCUUUACUAAGACCAAGAAACUUCUGUCUAUACAACUGGAGAAUGCUCAUGUAUCAUAAAUGAUUUCUACAUUAA
Molecule: messenger RNA, 2276 nt
Organism: Xenopus laevis (African clawed frog)
Lineage: Eukaryota; Metazoa; Chordata; Amphibia; Anura; Pipidae
Gene: wdr88.L
Product: WD repeat domain 88 L homeolog
Exons: 11
Coding region: 532-1740 (402 amino acids)
Source: RefSeq, a predicted model, not a curated record